AAAAAAAUUGGGAGUAGUAAUACAGUUACCACUAAAGUUUAGGGACAUAAUGAACAAAAAAAAAAAAAAAAGUUACACAUCUUAUGAAUUAGACGGAGAUUUCGCUGCCAAGUGCCGACGAUGCGACGGCGAGAAGAAAAGCGUCGAGAAUUUCACGAAGCUCUUCUUCAAACACUGUAUCCUCCUUCAUCGCCACCUUCUUCUCCUUCCUAUUCUCCGCCUCCGGUGGAGGUUGUUGAUAACGAACCAUUCGAUGUGUCACUCAUAAACCCAGAGGAUUACUUGAAAAUCGAUUCAUCUAAUCACGGAGAAGACAAAGAAAUCGGAGACGAAUUGGGGAUUGCAGAGAAACAGAGUCGAGCGCAGAGAAAGAGGUUAAGGAAGAAGAUGCUCAAAGAGGAAGCAGCUCGACGGAAGAAAGUCAUCGGACCUUUACUUCCGACUGAAAUGCUUCAGACCCAUGAUGAAAGAAGUGUCGGAGAUGCUUGUGGGAGCAAUGUUGAAGAAGAAGAUUCUGACGGUGGCGAAGAAGAGGUUGAUGGGAGCAUUAGCAACAUAUGCUCACAACUUGUUCGACCAAAUGCCCAAGAGAAGAAAGAAGGACUAAUCGGUGACAAUGAUAAGACGAGAAAAGUCAAGAAGAGAAGAAAUGCUAAGAAACUGGCCAAAGAGAGUUCUAAGAAUAUCCAGGAUGGAUCCAAUGCAAUCCCUGAAAUUCCUAAUUAGGGUUCAAAUUAUCACAGACCUUUAUCUAAG
Molecule: messenger RNA, 756 nt
Organism: Arabidopsis thaliana (thale cress)
Lineage: Eukaryota; Viridiplantae; Streptophyta; Magnoliopsida; Brassicales; Brassicaceae
Exons: 4
Coding region: 121-726 (201 amino acids)
Source: RefSeq, marked reviewed